UCCCCCUCCUCCCCAGCCCUCCCUUCCCACGCCCCACUGCGCUGUGGGAUAGUGGCACUAUAAAGUAUAUCCUCUCUCGGCGAAAGAUAAGAAGCCCGAGACAGGAGGGGGAUGAAGAUGGCGGACGCCAAGCAGAAGCGGAAUGAACAGUUAAAGCGAUGGCUUGGCUCGGAAACGGACCAGGAGCCUCCUGUUUUGAAAAAGAAAAAGACGAAGGUGAAGUUCGAUGAUGGCGCCGUGUUUCUGGCCGCCUGUUCGAGCGGCGAUACCGAGGAGGUGCUCCGAAUGCUUGACCGGGGCGCUGACAUCAACUACGCCAAUGUAGACGGUCUCACCGCCCUCCACCAGGCAUGCAUAGAUGACAAUGUCGACAUGGUGACUUUCCUGGUGGAGCAUGGAGCCUGCAUCAACCAGCCUGAUAACGAGGGCUGGAUCCCCCUCCACGCCGCAGCUUCCUGUGGAUACCUAGACAUAGCAGAGUAUCUCAUCAGCCAGGGUGCCAGUGUAGGAGUUGUAAACAGUGAGGGCGAGACGCCUUUGGACAUUGCAGAAGAAGAGGCAAUGGAGGAGCUCCUGCAGAAUGAGAUCAACCGGCAAGGGGUUGAUAUCGAGGCAGCCCGGAAAGAGGAGGAGCGCAUCAUGCUGAGGGAUGCCCGGCAGUGGCUCAACAGCGGCCAGAUCCAAGACGUGCGGCAUACAAAAUCUGGAGGAACGGCGCUUCAUGUAGCCGCCGCAAAGGGAUACGUCGAGGUUUUAAAGCUUUUAAUCCAAGCAGGGUAUGAUGUAAAUAUUAAGGACUAUGAUGGCUGGACUCCUCUACAUGCAGCAGCACACUGGGGCAAAGAAGAGGCCUGUAGGAUACUGGUUGAGAAUCUAUGUGACAUGGACAUCAUGAAUAAAAUGGGUCAGACUGCUUUUGAUGUAGCAGAUGAAGACGUUCUGGGAUACUUAGAAGAACUACAGAAGAAACAAAAUCUGCUGAGGAGUGAGAAGAAAGAUGUUAAGAAAUCUCCUCUGAUUGAAACAACCACCACUGGGGACAACAAUCAAUCACUGAAGCCUAUCAAGAGCAAAGAAACGCUGCUUCUGGAGCCCGAGAAGAGCGCUCCUCGCAUCGAGACCUUAGAGCCAGAGAAAGUGGAUGAAGAAGAGGAGGGUAAGAAGGAUGAAUCAAGCUGCUCUAGUGAAGAAGAGGAGGAAGAAGAUUCAGAAUCAGAGACUGAAGCAGCAGAAAAGAGCAAGCCCUCAGCAGCAGUGAGCAACAGCACAACGCCAACCAGCGUCACGGUGUCUUCUCCAACUAGCCCAACUAACCAGGUGACGACCCCCACUUCACCAGUUAAAAAGGUCACUCAGCCUGCUGGAAAGGUCUCAACUAAAGUGGAGGAGGAGAGGAAGGAUGAGUCUCCAGCGUCCUGGCGUUUGGGUUUGAGGAAGACGGGCAGCUAUGGAGCGCUAGCCGAGAUCACUGCCACCAAGGAGGCGCAGAGGGAGAAGGAUACCACUGGGGUGAUGCGUUCAGCCUCGAGCCCUCGCCUCUCCACAUCUCUGGACAACAAAGACAAGGAGAAGGAAAAGGAUAAAGGAACCCGGCUUGCCUAUGUGGCUCCAACCAUUCCCAGGAGACUGGCCAGUACUUCGGACAUUGACGAGAAGGAAAACAGGGACUCUACUGCUCUGAUACGUAGCGGCUCCUACACCCGGCGACGCUGGGAUGACGACCUGAAGAACAGUGAAGGAAGUGCCCCCACCAUCCGAACCCCCAGCUACCAGCGCAGCACUUCCCAUACGCUAGCGCUAGGGCGGAGCGGCAGCACGCGGGACGUGCCAGCCAAGUCUUCGUCAACCUCCAACUUGGACCCUAACACCUGUAAUACUAAACCCUGGCAGCCACCCACCUCCCACUACCCGUCUUACAGCAUUUACCGCAGCGGCUCAUUUGGCAGACGGCACGAGGACUUGGGCUCCUCGACCACUUCCUCCUCCACGACCACCUCCACCUCCUCAUCUGUUACCUCGCCCACGGGCCAUCGUGGCCUGUACUCAAGCCUGGGCUCCUCUUCCACUCGCACUGGCUCCACCAGUCUCACCAGCAGGUACUGGUCAGAGGAGAGUGCAGAGAGGGAGAAGGAGAAGGAGUCGGCUGCUGUCGUCCCCACUAUAAACACUGGCUCUACUACGACCACCACGUCUACCACUACCACCACUACCACUGGCACUGGCACCGAAAGACGCAGGUCAUACUUGACUCCAAAGCGAGAUGAGGAGUCGGAGUCUCAGAGGAAAGCUCGCUCCAGACAGGCUCGACAGUCAAGGAGGUCCACCCAGGGUGUGACUCUGACUGAUUUACAAGAGGCUGAGAAAACAAUCGGCAGGAGUCGUACCACAAAGACUCGGGAGGAGGAGAAAGAGGAGAAGGAGAAGCAGGACAAGGAAAAGCAAGAGGAGAAGAAGGAGACUGAGACAAAGGACGAUGAUUACCGAUAUAAGUACCGCAGCUAUGAUGAGCGGUCAAGGCCUUCAUCUUCUUCCACCUCCACCAUUUCCUCAGUCAGCACUGCCUCUACCCCUUCCUACUCUAGCACCAUGUCCUCCAGUUCUAGCUCCCUCAACAGGCCUAACAGUCUGACGGGGAUAACCUCCUCCUAUAGCCGUUCCUCCAGAGAUACAGAAAAGGAAGUGGACAAGAAGGAGGAGGAAAAGGAGGGAGAGGACAAGUCUCAGCCCCGCUCCAUACGGGAUCGCAGGCGGCCCCGCGAAAAGAGACGCUCCACUGGGGUCUCCUUCUGGAGUCAGGAUGGUGAUGAAAAUGACCCCGAUCAACAGUCGGACUCAGAGGAGGGCAACGCCAAGGGAGAGCCACAGAGUGACCGAUUGUUCAGGAAUGAGAGCGCUUCAUCCUUAGAUCGUAAUGACACUCUUUUUACCCGUAGCUACGGUGAGAGUCGAAGGCCGUAUUCUAGCCGACUGGAUAAAGAUGACACCACUGACUACAAGAAGCUCUACGAGCAAACAUUAGCUGAGAACGAGAAGUUGAAGGCUCAGUUACGUGACACAGACCUGGAGCUGGCAGACUUGAAGUUACAACUAGAGAAGGCCACACAGAGGCAGGAACGCUACGCUGACAGAUCACAGCUUGAGAUGGAGAAAAGGGUAACAAGCAGGCCCCAAUAUCAUCUGGGUGGUGGAAAGAAGAGCUCUAGAAAGGAAGAUUUCUGAGAUGGAGGAGGAACUUAAGAACCUCCCCCAGAUGCUCCCAGACUUGAAAGCAGACAACCAGAGACUAAAGGACGAGAACGGAGCGCUCAUUCGAGUCAUUAGCAAGCUUUCCAAGUAGAACAGACCCCACCCGCCCCAUCUUCUGCUCCCCCCCCUAGUCCCCCAUGGCAGUGACUAAUGGAAUUGCACAUUUAGAUAUUAAUUGCAACAGACAUCAGAGACAAGACUCCCGUUUUCUUUCUUUCUUUUUUUUUUUCUUCUCCCAUUGUUUUUCUCCCGACUCUUAAUCGCCCUUUUGCUCCUUCACCACUGCAGCAUCCACCCAUCAUGUUCAUCAAUCCCUCCCCUCCCCAUGCACCUCCUCGAAUUGAACCCACCAGAUUGUAUGGCUGCUGUCUUGAUAGAACCACUGAGUUUACAGAGCAAAAGGAAGAAGGGUGCGUGUGUGUUUUGUGUGUGAGAGAUCAGCAUGUAAAAGCAUUGUGGGCGGGGAAGCCUGAAAACUAUUUAACCAGUAAGCCUUAGUUGUACAUAAAGAGAAAAAGAAACACACUUGCAUCGGUCUCUUCUGUCUCGCUCCUCCUCCUCCCACUCCCACUCUGGGCUAUCUCUGAAGAACAGAUAUUAUCCACCACCUGAUUUUAUUUGUGCCACAAUCUCUUAUUUGAUGUAACAUUUCUUCCUGUGUACGUGUUGUGUGCUGUGCAGUCCUUCCACUUCCCCUCGAAACCCUCAAAGUGCCACUUCUGCCUAUUAUCAGCUCCUUGUGGCCCCAUCAUUUUUUCUUUUUCUUUAUUUACCACCCCCCCCUCUCCCAUUUCCACACACAGAUCACUAAUGCACACACACUUCCCCCCCCCCCCCCAAAAUUUAAUUUUUUUUUUUUUUUUUGGUACCUCUGCGUGUCUUCCUCCAAGAGGGAAAAUUUUGAAUUCUCGCUUUAGCGACAUGAGGCGGACCUGGUGGAAUUUAAGCUUUCACUGUAUGUGCAAUAUGCAUUUUUUUUCUUUUUCUUUUUUUUUUUUUUAAAUGCUUUAAUGAUGACGAGUCCAUCACAAGUAGGAUUUUUCACUCUUCCACCACUCCCAUCGCUCACCUACUCCCUCCCCCCCCCCCCCCCGUUUUUUUUUUUUUUAAGUUUGUAGUGUAGUCAGUUUAUACUCUGUAUUUCUCACUUUGUUUUAGCAGGUACUGAGUGAUGCUGUAUAUACCUGUAUGUAUUUGUUUGAGACCAGCACAUGGCAUGCAUUUAUGGUUCCCGUCUGUUACUAUUAAAAAUUCCAGAGGACAAAAAGGUGUGUUUUAAUUAUUAUUAUAUUUUUUUUCCUUUAUAGACUAAAGACAUUGGAUACAAUACAGUAGAGCCUCUCUUAUUCACGGGACGGCUGGCAGUGUUCAGUGCUUUUGUUUUCCGGUUUUAAAAUAAGUGUUCGCACAAUUGUAAAAGUUGAAAAAAAAGAAAAAUAAUUGCUUCACUACAUUUCACUUUCUUUGUAUUCAGUAUCUUGGAAGAGUGCUGUUAAUUUUGUUUCCAUUUUUUUUUAAGCUCUAGUAUUAUAGCCAAGGUGUUGUCACUUAAAAAAGGAAAAAAAAAAAGUAUCUUAGGUAUUGCUAACCCAGUCCUUUCUACAAUGUCUACAUGCACUGUCAAUGCCAUGUGAGGAGUCUUGAUGUCAGGUUGAAGCAAAAUCGCCACCAUCAAAUAUUCCAUUCAUCUGAGAACAUUUUAUGCAUUUCAGUGGCCUUUUAAGGAUAUUUUAGUCAAAGAAUUUAAGACAAAGUCACUGCAGAUGGACUGACCAUCAACUGUUUUUUUUUGUUGUUUUUUUUUUUUUUUUUUUUUUUUGGUUUUGUUUUUUGUUUUGGGGUUUUUUGUUUUUUUUUUUUUCUCCCAUCUUGUAAAAUAGGUGUGUGGCUUAAUACAUGCAAGUUGUGCUGUGACUACCAACCACUGAAGAGUUCAUUAAAAAUAAACUUGUACAUUGUAAAGUU
Oreochromis niloticus (Nile tilapia) is the source of this 5211-nucleotide messenger RNA. RefSeq names its product protein phosphatase 1, regulatory subunit 12A (gene ppp1r12a). The coding region runs from base 112 to 3219 and encodes 1035 amino acids. The transcript is spliced from 28 exons. Gene Ontology annotation, cellular component: A band; cytoplasm; Z disc. The record is from RefSeq and is a predicted model, not a curated record. Gene Ontology annotation, biological process: signal transduction. NCBI's taxonomy places the organism in Eukaryota, Metazoa, Chordata, Actinopteri, Cichliformes, Cichlidae. Gene Ontology annotation, molecular function: protein kinase binding; phosphatase regulator activity; enzyme inhibitor activity.